AAUGAUAAGUUUAGCAGCUCACCGACAGCAUAAUUGAUGAAGGAACAGCAAGCUGCUCUUGUCGGAGGUCCGUCGCUUUAGCACGCUGGCGCUUGAAUAGAAACACGCACUUGAGUAGCACUGACUGCCAGCGGAAUGGAUGCCGGCGAGCCGUCGCCGACCAGGCGCGGUGACCAGGGCGACACAACCACAUCGCCCGGCGAACCACCAAGCGCGCGGUCAGCUGCGCAGUCGAACCCAUUGCCUACACCGUUUAGUGCUCCAAAUAACGCGCCUUCAAGUGGAAAAGACAAGGAGCUGCACAAGCAGGACUCAUUCGCAGCGCGAGUCCGCGCAGCACGCCGCGUGCCUACCCUACUCCGAGACAACAGCACCAGUAUACCGGCGGCCCCGCCUGCGCUCUUCCGAUGGGAGACACGUGGCCACUUCUGGUCGGAGCUAGAGAAGUCGCCGAUGGAUGGGAACAGGGCGGAUGGGUCUUCCGUGCACCGCUUUGGCCAGGCGGCGUCGAUGUGGUGCCGGGCUGCCAGCGUUUCUGUCAAGAACGUGUGGGCGGUCGUGCGGCGCAAGCCCAGCAUUCUGUUGUGGCCGCUGCUGCUGCUCGCGGUGCUGCUCGCUGCGGGCAUCGUGGGCGUGACGCUGAGUGCCAACGAUUACGAGACGAGCAGCCAGGAUGACGCAAUGAUCGCGGGCGCCAAGGCCGUGAACGCGCUACAGCUGGUGGUGGAGCGGGCGCUACAGCCGCUGCGGGCUGCUGAGGUGGUGGUGCAGCUACAGCCGGCCAUGGCGGUGCUGGGGCCGUCGCUGCAGCGCAUCUCGACACGACCCCUGGACCAGGCGCCACCGGUGAUCUCGUCCCUGUUCCUGAGCCCAUUCGGCCUGGUGCGGGCCAGCGUGACGCCGCGGUAUGAGAGCCCCGCGACCGCCGCUGUCGUGACGCCGCCCUUGGGCACCCUGCUGAUGCCGGGAGAGCCGCUGCGCCUUGGGCAGCUGCAGGACAUCAUGCUGCGGGUGCCCGACUGGCUGCCGCCGGGAAGCCGCGUCAGCAGCGGCCCCGCCACCGCCACCACCACCACCGGCACGACCGGCGGCGGCGCCAAGGCGGCUGCCACGUCGGCACUGCUGGUCGUACACAAGCCCGUCCUCAUCAUCAACGCCCGGCCCACCGACGCGUGGAACAACAGCAGUCCGUGCGGCUCACUGCCACCCCCGACAACAGGCCCCGAUACCGACUCCAACGCCCUCACCAGCAACCCCAGCGUUGCGGGCGGGCACUGCCUCUUCCUGCCCAGCAACACGAGCGCUACCGCCGGAGCCACGCCGGCUGCUACAGCCGCAGCGGACGGCAGUAGCAGCGGGGGCGGCGGCGUGGCGGUGAAUGGCACGCGGCUGUGGGGUUUCGUGUCGGGGCUGGUGCGAGUGGAGGACCUGGUGCAACAGCCGGCGGCGGGGCUGCAGCAGCUGCGUUCACUCGGCUAUCUGUGGAGGCUGACCAUCCGCGCGGCGCCGCUGCCGGGCGCCGCCGCGCCAGUGGCGGCCACAGUCACGUGCGACACGCCGCCAUCUGACGGCAGCCCUGUAUUGCCGGUGGUGGUGUUGGACGCAGAGUGGCAGUUGGAGCUGGAGAAGAAGGGAGGCCACCGGCCGUCCUGGGAGGCGCCCCUGCUUGCGGUGGUGGUGCUUGCGAGUCUGGCCCUGAGCGCGCUGCUGCUGGCGGCGCUGGUCAUCCAGCAGCGCCACCUCAUCCUGCUGGAGGCCAUGCUGCCCAAGAAGGUCAUCAAGCUGCUGGGCACCGGGCGGCCCUUCUACCAGCACUACGAGGGCGUGACGGUGCUGUACGCCGACAUCAUCCGCUACUCCAACGCGCCCGCCGGCAUGCCGCCCCAGGAGGUGGUGUCGCUGCUGAACGACGUGCACAACAUGUACGACAGCCUGCUGGACAAACACGGCCUCAUCAAGAUCCGCCGGAGCGGCGAGGCGUUUCUGGGCGUGGGCGGCUGUCCCACCGCCGAGGACCCGGUGAGGGCGGCGCUGCGGGCGGCGCUGUGUGCGCGCGAGAUGGUGCUGGCCACUGCCGCGUUCCGCAGCAGCGCCGGACAGCGAGUGCAGAUCCGCCUGGGGCUGCACUCGGGCCCGGUGGUUGCCGCGGUGGUGGGCACACACAUGCCGCGCUUCUCCCUGUUCGGCGACACCAUCGACAUCUCCCACUUCAUGGAGGCCACGUCCUCCGUCAUGCGUGUGCACGUCAGCGACACCACAGCCGAGCUGCUCACCAUUGCGGACGACCCCCUUGUGUCUCUUCAGCCGAGAGGCGUCAUCGACGUCAGGGGCCGCGGCGCCAUCACCACAUCCUGGCUGCGACUGGACCUGCUCUCCAGCGUCACCAGCCUCGGCCCCUCGCGCCAGCUCACCAUGGCAGGCGACCGCGGCGGCAGCCGCGCCUCCGCCCAGCCCUCGCUUCAGGCGCCCUGGGCGGACGGCGACGGCGGGGAGCGAGACAGUGGGGUGGGGACAGCCGCUGGCGGGGCCGCGGCGAGCAGGGCGUCGGCGGGAGGAGGCGCCGCCGACGGCCGCGCGAGCGCUGGCGACGCACUGGCGCUGCUGGCAGCGGCUGGCGCCAGCCGCGGCGGAAGCCAGCAGCAGGGGCCGGCGGGUGGCGUCAAUGCGCACGGCAGCGGGGGUGGCGCGGGCGGCGGCAGGGGCGGCGGAGGCGGGGGCGAUGGCAGUGUGCGAGGCGGGCGGGCAGGCGGGCCGCGGGAGGCGCCGUCAGACAUCGCCUGUGCCGCGGACCUCGCUGUGGCCGCGGCCAUGGGCGUGCGGGGCGCGCCGCUGGUGCGCAAGCUGUCGCAGACGGGCCUGACGCAGACGCGCCGCGCGCUGCCGGACCGGCGGCAGCGUGAGGGUGUGGCGGCGGCGGCCGCGGCGGCGGUGGAGCGCUCGAUGCUGGGCAGCUUCACGCUGCGGCUGGAGGAGGUCACUGUGGGCGCCUUCCGGAGCCUGCUGGCCGCGCCGCUGCCGCCGCCGGUGCUGGUGCGCGGCGCGGACGAUGACGGUGACGAGGAGGAGGCGGUGGGCAUUGGGGGCGUGGGAGGAACGGGAGGAGGAGGAGGAGGGGUUGGAGGCGGUCGAUAUGACCUGCGGGACGUGACCGGCUGGAUGAGCGCCCCCAAGCCCCCACGGAAAUGGCGGCGGCCGCCGCCGCCGGGGCAGGAGGAGCAGGGGGACCAGCCCAAGCAGGAGGUGGUGGUGGCGGCGCUAGCAGAGAAAGUGGCCGCGCCGCCAGCAGCAGCGGCGGCGGUGGCUGUAGCAACAUCUGGCGGUGGUGCCGCUGCGGAGAUGCCAGAUGCCGCGGCCUCAGCAGUCACCCUUGAAGUGCCAACGGAUGCAGCUGCAGCGGCUGUAGGUCCUGGCGACAAGGACACACCGGCGCAUCUGGCGACGGUGGUCUCGGACACUGCCUCCUCCUCGCUCGGUGUGCCGACGGGGGCGGCGGGGGACAUGGCUGGCGGCAGUCGCAGUAGCAGUAGCCGCCGCCGCCACGUGGUAGAUGCAGAGCCCACAGCCAACUGCCCAAUUUGCGACGAGCCUGCCGCCACUGACACCAGCCGCUGGGGCAGCAGCGGCAGUAGCAGCAUGAGCAGGCGCGAGGCGGCGGCAGGUGUGCAGGCGGCUGUAGCUGUCGGCGGCAGCAGCAUUGACGGCGAGCACGGCGUUGCAAAGCGAGCGCAGCAACAGCCGCACCGCAUACCGGCGCCUGUUGCGGGCGGGGAGAUUGAGGAGGCAUAGCACGGGGGUUACGGAUGAAGCAGCGAAACACACGCACACGCACGGGACGUCGCCGUGACGCGUUGAGGGUGCCUGUACAAACCGACCCCGGGUAUGUCCGGGGGAUGAGGUAGACGCUUGCGGCCUCGGACUAGAGACGCGUGGCGUGGGCGCAGCCCACUCUUCCCUUGCGAAGGGAAACCACCUUCUCCUGCUGUUGAUGCACCCUGCAAGCUUACUACUUGGGAGACACCAGGGAGGUUGGAUGGAUGGUGUUUGCUGGAAAUGAGCGUGUGUGAGGGCGAGGCGCAUGGAGCAUGCAUGUAUGUUUUGUGGCUAGCAUGCAUAUUUGCAUUCGCUCAUCCGCCGUGCGACUAGUGCGAGCACGCCAGGGCGACAGUGGGCGCGGGCGGGCGGUGAUUCUCCUGUACGUGCAGCGUGCACUUGUGUGCCGUAUGGAGGGAGCGGGCCUAGGGAGGAUAGCGAGAGGACGGCGAGGCGUGGGGGCGGCGAGGACGGAGAAGGCGAGGGUGUGUUACAUGCCAAGCAAGGCCCCUCAGAGCCGUGUAAGGUGGUGUUGAGAAACACCGGGUUUUGAUUG
Molecule: messenger RNA, 4366 nt
Organism: Chlamydomonas reinhardtii
Lineage: Eukaryota; Viridiplantae; Chlorophyta; Chlorophyceae; Chlamydomonadales; Chlamydomonadaceae
Exons: 14
Coding region: 136-3786 (1216 amino acids)
Biological process (GO): intracellular signal transduction; cGMP biosynthetic process; receptor guanylyl cyclase signaling pathway
Molecular function (GO): peptide receptor activity; guanylate cyclase activity
Source: RefSeq, a predicted model, not a curated record